Molecule: messenger RNA, 4345 nt
Organism: Fukomys damarensis (Damara mole-rat)
Lineage: Eukaryota; Metazoa; Chordata; Mammalia; Rodentia; Bathyergidae
Gene: Dlg2
Product: discs large MAGUK scaffold protein 2
Exons: 24
Coding region: 140-2617 (825 amino acids)
Biological process (GO): chemical synaptic transmission
Cellular component (GO): neuromuscular junction; postsynaptic density membrane; neuron projection
Molecular function (GO): kinase binding
Source: RefSeq, a predicted model, not a curated record
AAGACUGAGGCUGGAUUUUAAAACUGAGCGGUGAAGUGGUUUUCGUCAGUUACCUGGCUCGUGGCCUCAAUCCAGCUACAUCCAGCAGAGAUUUGAGAAGAUACCUUGAGUCCUGUGGCAGAAGAAAGACCCUUCAAGAAUGCCAGUCAGGAAGAAAGAUACUGACCAUGCUUUAUCAUUACUAGAAGAAUACUGCAAAAAAUUAAGAAAACCGGAAGAGCAAUUGUUGAAAAAUGCUGUUAAAAAGGUGAUGAAUAUCUUUAACAGCAGCUUAUUCCAGGCUUUGUUAGAUAUUCAAGAAUUUUAUGAGGUGACAUUACUAAAUUCUCAAAAAAGUUGCCAGCAGAAAAUAGAAGAAGCCAAUCGAGUUGUGCAGAAAUGGGAAAAGACAUCGAUUCUUUCUCCGUGCCAUGAUAGCCUUCAAAAAUCUGCAGAGUUUGCAGGUUGCAGUGGACUGAAGGAAAAGGUUUCCUGUAUUGAGAAAAAUAAAGAAAAUCAGUGUUUUGAGAUUGAAACUGAUGAGAAGACAAGUCAAAACCAAGGCAAAUGCCCAGCCCAGAAUUGUUCAGUGGACGCCCCUGCGUGGAUGCCUGUCCAUCACUGUUCUAAGUAUCGAUAUCAAGAUGAGGAUGCUCCACAUGAUCAUUCCUUACCUCGGCUGACUCAUGAAGUGAGAGGUCCAGAACUUGUGCAUGUAUCUGAAAAGAACCUGUCUCAAAUAGAAAAUGUCCACGGAUACGUCUUACAGUCUCACAUUUCUCCUCUUAAGGCCAGCCCUGCUCCUAUAAUUGUCAACACAGAUACUUUGGACACGAUUCCUUAUGUCAAUGGGACUGAAAUUGAAUAUGAAUUUGAAGAAAUUACAUUGGAAAGGGGGAAUUCUGGCCUGGGGUUCAGUAUUGCUGGGGGGACAGAUAAUCCCCACAUUGGAGAUGAUCCUGGCAUAUUUAUUACGAAGAUUAUACCAGGAGGUGCUGCAGCAGAGGAUGGCAGACUCAGGACCUUUGAACAGCUUGAUUUCCACAACGGUCUCCAAAAUGGGUCUUCUUCUACGCACGUAGAGCCGAACAAUAGACCCGGCUUCUUUGAGGGCUUCCACUGCUUUACUGUGGGAAACCUCCGACACAUCGACCUCAUUCACCCUCAUUCCCAACACAGCACUGCAACCCGUCAGCCUUCAGUGACUCUCCAAAGGGCCAUCUCUCUGGAAGGGGAGCCCCGCAAAGUGGUCCUGCACAAAGGCUCCACUGGCCUGGGCUUCAACAUUGUGGGUGGAGAAGACGGAGAAGGUAUUUUUGUGUCCUUCAUUCUAGCUGGUGGACCAGCAGACCUGAGUGGGGAGCUCCAGAGAGGAGACCAGAUCCUAUCGGUGAAUGGCAUUGACCUCCGUGGAGCAUCUCAUGAACAGGCAGCUGCUGCAUUAAAGGGGGCUGGACAGACAGUGACCAUUAUAGCACAAUAUCAACCUGAAGAUUACGCUCGAUUUGAGGCCAAAAUCCAUGACCUGCGAGAGCAGAUGAUGAACCACAGCAUGAGUUCCGGGUCCGGGUCCCUACGAACCAAUCAGAAACGUUCCCUCUAUGUCAGAGCCAUGUUUGACUAUGACAAAAGCAAGGACAGUGGGCUUCCAAGUCAAGGACUUAGCUUUAAAUAUGGAGAUAUUCUCCACGUUAUCAAUGCCUCUGAUGAUGAGUGGUGGCAAGCCAGGAGAGUCACACUGGAGGGGGACAGCGAGGAGAUGGGCGUCAUCCCCAGCAAGCGGAGGGUGGAAAGAAAGGAACGUGCCCGAUUGAAGACAGUAAAGUUUAAUGCAAAACCUGGAGUGAUUGAUUCAAAAGGGUCAUUCAAUGACAAGCGUAAAAAGAGCUUCAUCUUUUCACGAAAAUUCCCAUUCUACAAGAACAAGGAGCAGAGUGAGCAGGAAACCAGUGAUCCUGAACAACAUGUUUCUUCUAAUGCCAGCGAUAGCGAAAGUAGCUGCCGGGGGCAAGAAGACCUCAUUCUUUCCUACGAGCCUGUCACAAGGCAGGAAAUAAACUAUACCCGGCCAGUGAUUAUCCUGGGACCCAUGAAGGAUCGAAUCAAUGAUGAUUUGAUAUCUGAAUUUCCUGAUAAAUUUGGCUCGUGUGUGCCUCAUACUACAAGGCCAAAGCGUGACUAUGAAGUGGAUGGCAGAGACUAUCACUUUGUCAUUUCCAGAGAACAAAUGGAGAAAGAUAUUCAAGAGCACAAAUUUAUAGAAGCCGGCCAGUACAAUGACAACUUAUAUGGAACCAGUGUGCAGUCUGUGAGAUUUGUAGCAGAAAGGGGCAAACACUGUAUACUUGAUGUAUCAGGAAAUGCUAUCAAGCGGUUACAAGUUGCCCAGCUCUAUCCCAUUGCCAUCUUCAUAAAACCCAAGUCUCUGGAACCUCUGAUGGAGAUGAAUAAGCGUCUAACAGAGGAACAAGCCAAGAAAACUUAUGAUAGAGCAAUUAAGCUAGAGCAAGAAUUUGGAGAAUAUUUUACAGCUAUUGUCCAAGGAGACACCUUAGAAGAUAUAUAUAACCAAUGCAAGCUUGUUAUUGAAGAGCAAUCUGGGCCUUUCAUCUGGAUUCCCUCAAAGGAAAAGUUAUAAUUUAGCUACCGCACCUCUGACAACGACAGACGAGCGUUUAGAAGAACAAAAUAUAUAUAAUAUACUACUUGGAGGCUUUUAUGUUUUUGUUGCAUUUAUGUUUUUGCAGUCAAUGUGAAUUCCUAUGAAUGUACAACACAAACUGUGUGAAGCCAUGAAGGAAACGGAGGGGCCACAGGGUGGGACAGAAAAGACAUUGCAGUAUGCAGGAAGGCUACGAUUUGCUGAAAGUUCCAGGUGUAGGGAUGAACCUCAGAUGGGCUUUCUGCCUAAGACAUGGGCAACCUCCUCACCCCAGCAGAUGUCCAGAGCUGAUUUAGCUGCUGAGCUCUCUGUGUUUUUUGCUUUAAAGAAAAGUUGCCAGCACUCGAACCUCACCAACCUUCCCAUUACCCACAUCUAUAAUUGGUACACUUUGAAUUUUAUAACUAUGCACAUCCUUUGAUUUCUUAACAAGCAAAGCAAACAAAGAAGGAAAAAAAAGGAGUCCUUUUGGAGACGACAUACUGUCAGGAAGGAUAUUUGUGUAGUUGCAUUGACUGGCAUCUGCAAAACAAGCAUUUCAUAAAAUUCUCAAGUGUAUGGAGGUUAACCUUACUGAGAGGAGGGAAUUCUGCCUGGGGUUAGCUUUAUGAUUGUUGAUUGUCUAUUUUGCCAUUUAUAAACUGAAUGAAGGCACUAAAGAUGAGAAUAAUUUAUACAAUAAAAAUAUAUUAAAUGUAUAGAAAUGAAUUUCUAUAGGUUAAAAAAGUUUUGUGAAAUAUUUUGUAAAGAAUAAUUAAUUGAAAGACAAUGUGUGCACUAUCAGCAGAGGAUCAAAUUCAAGAACUGAAAAAGUUGCACUCUCCUUUUGUUGCCAAUGAUCCAUUAGCAGCAUCUAAGUUCCUUCCAAGUCUGACAAAGGCUUCUCCCUCACUUACCUCCCAUGAUCUCCCUUGCGUACUAGCAACACACUCUUAGAGAGCACGUCCCUUAAUGAGUUGCCCUCAUGGAUAUUUUUGGAAGACAUUUGGUUAAUGCAGUUUUAAACUGAUGGCUCUUUAGACACAAAUUCUUGCAAAUGACCUAAAGGAAAUUUUGUUUUUUUCUCUAAUUAACCUUGCCCUACCGUGCAAACAGUUUGAUACCUUUGUUCCUAGUAAUUUGCAUACAAUUCUUAAAGGAUCAUUUAGUAUUCUGGCCAGCUAUGAGUAAGUAGAAUCAUUCUGUUUUUGUUCCACAGAGUAGAGAAUUUUGUAAUAGCCAGAGUUGGUACUAGAGUCAUGGGAGAUCUGUCCCAAGAUGUACUAUAUCUUUGAGGAAGAGAGAGAGAAAAGUAUCUAGUUGGGGGUGAGGGGUGCAGACUUCUUGUUUCAGUCUAUAGAGCAAAAACCAUAAAGAAAGACAAUUUAGGACUUUGAGCUUGACCAAUGGAAUUGCCUUCCUCAAGGCUGCACCUGGACCAAGUUUAUUUUUUAACAAUUAUAAAGGUGAUUCAAAAAAGAAACCUCCCAACGCCUAUAAACUGAAAUAGAAGAGUUAGUUUCCCACUUUAGAGCUGAUAGUGACAUCAGCAUUGGUUUUGCCCAUGAUGUUAAAGAGAGACUUUUCAGUGAUAUUAAUAACCACUCAAUUCUGGGUUUUAUGAUGCCCAGAUUAAGCCCCAUCGCCUUAUUUCUGGGGUACACCAAGACCUGGCAGGGAUUCUGCCACACUGUGCAGCAAACCAGCAUGUAGGCUGGAGUAAGA